This is a messenger RNA of Drosophila innubila, 1038 nucleotides long. It is a transcript of the gene Or67d, whose product is annotated as odorant receptor 67d. The coding region runs from base 1 to 1038 and encodes 345 amino acids. Gene Ontology annotation, cellular component: plasma membrane. The transcript has 3 exons. Gene Ontology annotation, biological process: sensory perception of smell; detection of chemical stimulus involved in sensory perception of smell. The record is from RefSeq and is a predicted model, not a curated record. Gene Ontology annotation, molecular function: odorant binding; olfactory receptor activity. NCBI's taxonomy places the organism in Eukaryota, Metazoa, Arthropoda, Insecta, Diptera, Drosophilidae.
AUGCUCAUUAUCUUUUACUCCUGCACCAUAUACACGAUUUACGUGACUGUACUCAAAGAUGGAACCUACACGAUUGUCCUGCAGGCAGCCUGCUUUGUGAGUGCUGGUGUCCAGAGCAAUGUGAAGCUCAUCUGUUUCAUAACGCAACGCUUCAGAGUGCGAGAGGCGCAGACGUUUCUGGAUGAUACCUACAAGGGUUACGAGAACAGAGGGGGCAAUUAUCGGAAAGUGCUGUUGGCGAGUAUUGCGGCUACAAUGAAGGGCAUCAAGGCGUUUGCCUUCAUUUAUGUGCUCGUUGUGUUGGCCUGCUCCGGGUUUCCGAUAGUCUACAAUGCCCUUUACGAUGAAAGGAUUCUGGUAAUGCAGUUCCUGUUGCCCGGCGUGGAUCCUUCAACAACUGCUGGAUUUGCUUUACUAAGUGCUCUGCAUGUGUUCUGUCUUUGCUUGGGAGCCUUCGGAAACUUUGCCAGCGACAUGUAUUUCCUCACUUUCAUCGGCAGUGUGCCGCUCCUGAAGAACAUCCUACGUUGUAAGUUUCAGGAUCUCAAUGAGAUGUUGGACAGGGAGUCGCAGCCAACCAGCAAGCAAGUGAGAGAUGCCAUGAUGGAUAUUGUGAUCUGGCAUAAAGAGUAUCUCAGAUUGCUCUUCUGUACGUCCCGGAUAUUUUUUAUCAUCAUUUUUGCUCAUAUAUUUUGCUCGGCUGUGAGUGUUGUGACUACCGUUUACUGUAUGCUGAUUGGCGUUUGGCCCGCGGCUCCAUUUUUUAUGGUUUUGUCCCUAGCAAAUCUUUAUUUGUACUGCGGCUUGGGCACCGUUGUGGAUAAUUCGAAUGAUGACUGCGCUUGUAUCAUCUACACAAGUUGUUGGUAUAAACUCCCCAUAACGGAACAGCGCGUUGUGCUCCUCAUGCUGCUCAAGUGUCAGGGCACGGAAAGUCUCACCGUGGGCAGUAUGUUGCCUCUAACUGUUGCCACGGCGUUGAGCAUAACCAAAACAGUCUACAGCAUGCUGAUGUUGCUGAUGAGAGGACGCGAUUAG